CAGCCAAAUUAAUGAAACCACAUAAUAUCUUAAAAUUAAUAAAAUAACAAAAUAUAUAAUCCGUAUUAACAACACAUACGUGUGUGUUUAAAACGAAACAUAUAUAAAUCUGCAAACUCUAUUAUUUAAACAGAUUACAGGUGGCUUUCAAAACCAGAAAUCGACGAGACUUUAUUUUUUCGCCUUUUUUCCCUCUUUCUUUCAAUCACCCCAAAUUCAGCAAAAAUCUCUCUGAAAACUUCCAAAUCCCGAAAUUACCCCUUCAUGGAGAACCCAUCGGAGCAAGGAUCUCGGGAACAUCUAAUCCCCAGGGAGACACGACCGAGCGCGAUCAACAAACCGCCGGAGUUUCCGGCGUCGCGGUUCACCUUCAUGAGCAUCGUGCUCUGGUUCGACCAGUCGAAUCGCUGGACGGCUCUGCUUUCGUGGUCCGUCUUCUUCCUCCUCGUCGUCGGCGUCCCGAUGAUGUCCCACUUCUUGCUCGUCUGCUCCGACUGCGAUUUCCAUCACCGACGUCCGUACGACGCCGUGGUACAGCUUUCGCUGUCGAUUUUCGCCGGAAUCUCGUUCGUUAGCCUCUCGCUCUGGUCGAGAAAGUUUGGGAUGCGACGGUUUCUGUUCCUCGAUAAGCUCUGGGAGGCUAGCGACAAGGUCAGGAUCGGGUACGAAGCAGAAAGUCAGAGAUCACUGAAACGGCUAAUGAUCUUCGUCCUACCAUCACUAACACUAGAAGCCAUGUACAGAAUCUGGUGGUACAUCUCUGGCUCAAACCAGAUCCCUUACAUCAUCAAUCCCGUUCUAAGCAACGUCAUCGCCUGCACUCUCCAGCUCUCUUCUUGGCUUUACCGUAACGCCAUCUUCAUCACCGUCUGCAUCCUCUACCAAAUCACAUGCCAUCUUCAGACUCUCCGUCUCGAUGAUUUCGCGCGCUGCUUCGCCUCUGAGAUCACCGACGUUCGCUCGGCUCUCGCCGAGCAUCAAAAGAUCCGUCGUAAUUUGAGGAUUGUGAGCCACCGUUUCAGGAGAUUCCUUCUUUUGUCGUUGAUUCUCGUUACUGCUACUCAGUUCAUGGCUUUGCUUACGACCACGAGAGCUAGUAUCGCAGUUAAUAUCUAUGAAGUUGGCGAACUCGCGUUAUGUUCGUUGAGUUUGGUUACAGGAGUGUUCAUAUGUUUGAGAAGUGCGACAAAGAUAACACACAAAGCACAAUCUGUGACCAGCCUUGCAGCUAAAUGGAACGUUUGCGCCACUGUGGACUCGUUCGAUAAUCAUGAUUGCGAAACUCCAACAGCUUCAAUGAUUGAGUCCCAAAUUUCCCCAUGUGGCAAUUUGAUGGAUACAUCUGAUGAUGAGGAAGGAGAAGGAGACGAUGAUCUUGACAAUACCAAGAUUCAUCCCAUCUACGCCAAUACGAUUUCUUAUCAAAAGCGUCAAGCUCUAGUGACGUAUCUAGAGAACAAUAAAGCUGGGAUCACUGUGUAUGGAUUCCUUGUGGAUAGAUCAUGGUUGCAUACGAUUUUCGGCAUUGAACUUGCUCUUCUCUUAUGGUUGCUCAAUAAAACAAUCGUGAACAUACCAUGAAUAAAGUGUUUGAUAAAUACAUUAUAAAUAUAGGAUUGAAUCGUUUUGGCAAUGAUGUUUCUCUCGAAGAUUUGAUGAAGAACGGUAGACAUUUUUCACGGUGGCGAUGAUAUGUCUCUCUUUGUUUGACUACAAAUAUGGAGACAUGACAACUCUUUUUGGUUCAUCUAUAUAUAUAUAUAUACAUAUAUACAUUUUGAUACAAAUACUAUGUAAUGUGAUUAUAAAUAUAUAUGUAUCUACCAGUAAAAAUGUCUGGUAUGUUAAGCGUUUCAGUUCAAGAUAUGCAUAGAACCAAAAGUAAUUAGUUAACUCUAUAUGUAUGCCUUUGUAGUGUAGAAUGAUGAAUAAAAAAAAUCGCAAUAUAUGUUUUGAUGUCUAUUUGGAAUACUUUAAUUUUGUACCCAAAACAAAAUAAAG
Messenger RNA from Thlaspi arvense, 2001 nucleotides. The record is from the annotation of a GenBank genome assembly. Lineage: Eukaryota; Viridiplantae; Streptophyta; Magnoliopsida; Brassicales; Brassicaceae.